Messenger RNA from Clunio marinus, 261 nucleotides. NCBI's taxonomy places the organism in Eukaryota, Metazoa, Arthropoda, Insecta, Diptera, Chironomidae. The record is from the annotation of a GenBank genome assembly.
AUGGAUGUUGAACAAAAGUUUGAAGACGAUACCGGCGAGCUGGAAAUCACAGAGGAUUAUGUUGUCCUUGAUGAUGCAACAACCGGUACAGGAACAAGUUUGGAUUUGAGUAAUUUACGUAAGCGAAAAACUAAAAUCAUUUCGAGUGCCAAAGAGACAAUCGAAAACGGUAGGUUGAGUCCGAUUUUCAUAAAAACAGAAAUUAUGCGCGUUAAAUGUGUGAAAAGUAUCGCGGAUCAUAAAAAGUUAUCGUUGGCAUAA